CGCUUUCUCUCACGCCUACGCAGUUUCAUUGUUCCGCAGCUGAAGCUGUAAUAAAUCACGCAGAGUGGGGCUGCCUCUGUGGGCGUUUCUUCUUCUCUCAUUUAAACCGCAGUGUGGGGGGACCCGGGGAGACCGCCUGCGACCCUCUGCCGGACUCUGUGCCCUCUGACCCGCCGUGGAUCCGGACUGAUCCGGACCGAGCCGCCCUUCUUGUGCUGUGUAACCUCGUCGCCAUGAGUCUGAGUGCUAACGACCUCUCUGAGCUCAUUGAGCUGUGGGAGGAGCUGAACCUGACCUCCGCUGACCAUAACCUGUCCCACGUGGAGGCGCUGAGGUGUUCGGGCACCGUCAACCAAACCGCCUUCCUUCACACCCUCUCCGUCCUCUACAUCUUCAUCUUCCUGGUGGGCCUCGCCGCCAAUGCCCUGGUGGUCUGGGUCAACCUGCGAUCCGACAGGAACCGCUAUGAGACACACCUGUACAUCCUGAACCUGGCCAUAGCUGACCUGUGCGUCGUGGCCACGCUGCCGAUCUGGGUGACCUCAUUGCUGAAGGGCGGUCAGUGGCCGUUUGGAGAAUCCGUCUGUAAACUUACUCACCUGGUCUUCAGCGUUAACCUCUUCAGCAGCAUCUUCUUCCUUGCCUGCAUGAGUGUCGACCGCUACUUGUCCGUCACGCUGUUUGGCGACACCCCCGACAGCCGCAGGAAGAAGGUGGUGCGCCGGCUGAUCUGUGUUCUGGUUUGGAUGAUGGCGCUGGUGGCCUCCAUCCCAGACACCUACUUCCUGCAGGCGGUGAAGUCAGCGCACUAUGAUGGCGCCAUCUGCCGUCCAGUGUACCCGCCCAGCAACCCGAAGGAGUGGAUGGUGGGCAUCCAGCUGAGCUUCUUUGCGCUCGGCUUCGCCAUCCCCUUCCCUGUCAUCACCAUCUUCUACCUACUCCUGGCAACGGCCAUCCCUCCCACCUCAGACCAGGAGCGGCGCGUCAGCCGGCGGAUCAUCCUCACGUACAUUGUAGUCUUCUUGGUGUGCUGGCUGCCAUUCCACACUGUCCUCCUGCUGGACACCCUGUCCCUGCUGAAUCUCCUGCCCUUCAGCUGCCGGCUGGAGAACUUCCUGUACGUGUCGCUGCACCUAACACAGUGCUUCUCGCUGGUCCAUUGCUGUGUCAACCCCAUCCUGUACAACUCCCUGAACAGGAACUACCGCUAUGACCUCAUGAAGGCCUUCAUCUUCAAGUACUCCACCAAGACCGGGCUCACCAGGCUCAUCGAUGCCUCGCAUGUCUCAGAAACCGAGUAUUCAGCAAUGACCACGGACAGCCCGAUGUGAACUUCAGAGCCCUCCAGGACUCAUUCAAAGACUUGUAAAUAACUUCCACCUACCCCUGUUGGUGGCACACCUAACUUCAUCCAGAGGAACUACUACAGCAACGACGAGUAUGCCUUCAGACCUGCACCAGGUUAGGGUGUACGUGCUUUAGCAGUUUUAAUGGACUGGGCUGGCUCAACUCGUUCAGGACCUGCAGUCGGUUCCUCCAUCUGCUAGUGCUAGCUGCAGUCGUUUCCAGCUUGAGCCAGGUGAACCGCACCAGCUGUGAUUCCUGGAUGGGUUAUUGACCUAAUGGCCAAUGUCCUGAUGUCUCUUGGGAAUGCUUUUUGCGUCAUUAGAAGCUUUUUAGGACUCGGGAAUGCAUCCUAACACCUAUCUGACACGUCGUAUGUUAUUGGAUCGACUGGUGACAGAAAGACGUUCUGGCCAUCAGGUAAUCAUUUGUAUCUAUAAAAAAAGACUUUUCUUCAUGCUCUGCUGUUUCUAAGUAAUCAAAACAAAGACAGCACAAAGGUUUGUGGACAGCAUGACUAAACGUGUCAGCGCUGCUCCGAUCAGCUGCUUUAACUCACUGAGGUUUCACCUGUUUCUGACACACUCUGUGUAUUAAAUACUCCAACAUAAUGCACUGAAUGUGAAAGCCAUGUCCUCCUAGAUGUAUUAUAACUCUCUUACAUAGAAAAUGAAUGAAGGCUCAAACAUCAGCAGGUCAGUGUCAGGAACAGCUACUCGCUGAGCCUGGCUCAGAUCCUUCACCACCUAACCGAAGUUCACAGGUCAGAGGAACACUGGAUUAUGUAGAGUGAGCAUCCACAAACCUUCAGUCAUGUAGUUGUUUGUCCUGACAGUCAGAGCUGAGGGCUGAAACUCGCCUGAGAGAUGACCUGAAGAACCUGAAACUCACAGGAUCACCUGAAGGCAGUAAAAAAAAAAGUUGUUUUUUUCCACUUUAUAUGAAUUGGAGGUGGAAACAUGAUGGAGAAAAACAUUUUUCACCUUCAGAGACGACCCUGAAAUCUGUGGACGCGUUACUGUCCAACAAGCUGGAAACUAUUAACAGGAAAUUCUGGGUUCAAACUGGCGAAUGACGCACAAACAUCACAUUAACAACAAAAUAUUAGGAAGAACUUUCUGUCUCUGGCAGAAAUUCUUGUUUUCUGUAAUGUUUUUGCCAAAUAUCCACAUGCUCUUUCCAGGAAACUUUAUUUUGAAACUCAGAAAGAAACAAAGGGGUUUUCUUUUUUGUUCAUUAUCAGCAUAUUUAAUCUGUCUGCUGUCAGGUUACCAGACUGUGAUGAUGUGCUUCAUUUCUGUAUUACAGCUCCUGCACUAGAACCAAACUGUGUAAAAAAAGCUCCUGUUUCCUGUAUGAUCUCCUGCUCGUUCCUGCUUGUUUCUGCUUCAGGUUCACUCUGUAAUAAAG
Pundamilia nyererei is the source of this 2754-nucleotide messenger RNA. Its product is annotated as atypical chemokine receptor 3-like. Gene Ontology annotation, biological process: angiogenesis; G protein-coupled receptor signaling pathway; vasculogenesis. The coding region runs from base 234 to 1331 and encodes 365 amino acids. The record is from RefSeq and is a predicted model, not a curated record. The transcript has 2 exons. Lineage: Eukaryota; Metazoa; Chordata; Actinopteri; Cichliformes; Cichlidae. Gene Ontology annotation, molecular function: coreceptor activity; chemokine binding; G protein-coupled receptor activity. Gene Ontology annotation, cellular component: membrane.